This is a messenger RNA of Penicillium maclennaniae, 1014 nucleotides long. Its product is annotated as trans-2-enoyl-CoA reductase (NADPH) TSC13. NCBI's taxonomy places the organism in Eukaryota, Fungi, Ascomycota, Eurotiomycetes, Eurotiales, Aspergillaceae. Gene Ontology annotation, biological process: very long-chain fatty acid biosynthetic process. Bases 1 to 1014 code for a protein of 337 amino acids. Gene Ontology annotation, molecular function: oxidoreductase activity, acting on the CH-CH group of donors. The transcript has 2 exons. The record is from RefSeq and is a predicted model, not a curated record.
AUGGCGUCCCAGAUCACGCUCGCCGUCGAGCCGCGGGGUAAACCCAUCAAGAAGCUCCCUAAGACCAUUACAGUCAACCUCGACACCAAUGGAGAGGAGCUGCAUAAUUCCAUUGCCAAGGCCUCCGGUGCCUCCGUUCACCGUCUGCGCAUUACCAAGGGAAGCGACCGCAGCGUGGUUCCCAAUGACAAGGGCACCACCAUCGACGACACCGGUCUCCGGGAGUCAAGCGUGAUUCACGUCAAGGACCUGGGUAUGUCGAAAUGCCCGCCAGAUAUGGACUUGAAAGACCUCCCGCGUCACCGAGCAAAGCUAACAUCAAAUUUCCAACCAGGCCCCCAGAUCGCAUGGCGCACCGUCUUCAUCAUCGAAUACCUGGGCCCCCUCCUGAUUCCAGCCCUCUUCCUUUACCCCCUCCGUUCUCUUCUGUACUUCAACUUUGAGACCAUUCCCGCACCUUCCAACACCCAGAUCCUAGUCUGUGCUCUCCUGACCCUGCACUUCCUGAAGCGCGAAUACGAGACCAUCUUCGUGCACCGCUUCAGCAACGCUACCAUGCCCGCCCGCAACAUCUUCAAGAACAGUGCACACUACUGGGCGCUCUCUGGAUUCAACAUCGCCUACUGGGUCUUCCGCCCCGACGCGGGCGCGGCCACUCGAACACCCAACACUGCCCUCGUUUAUGCCGGUCUCGCGUUGUUCAUUUUCAGCGAGGUGGCUAACUUGAACGCGCACAUUAUUUUGCGUGACUUGCGUCGGCCCGGUACUACUGAGCGUGGUAUCCCCUCUGGAUUCGGGUUCAGCUGGGUGACUUGCCCUAACUACUGCUUCGAGAUCUUGGCCUGGAUUGGUGUUUACCUUGUCAGUCAGUUGAGCUGGAGUGUUCUUCUUUUCACUGUUGUGAGUGGGCUGCAGAUGUGGAGCUGGGGUUGGAAGAAGGAGAAGCGUUACCGCAAGGAAUUCGGUGACAAGUACAAGAAGAAGAAGACUGUCAUUCUCCCCUUCCUCUGCUAG